GCGUCCCAGAACGGAAGUAUAUUCUGUGUCGUCGUGUUGUCCGUGUCUUAGUGUACCGUGCGCCCCCCCCCCACUUACAAUGCGUACGCGAGCCCAGAAGCGUCAAAACAUGUCAGAACUGGCGCAGCAGUUGCAAAGCCGUCUCCGCGCGCUUGAGGCUGCGUCCUCCUCUGCGCCAUUGAGUCCGCCGGCAUCGAAGAAGCUUAAGACCGACGAUAUCUCCGCGUCCCCCUUGCUGCUGACCCCGCACCUCCCUAAACCACGUACCCCCACGUUGAGCAUCCACAAGACCACGGAGAAGCCCACAGAAACCAAAUCGAGUGGCGUCCAGCGCGUGAUUCCAUGCAGGACUCUUCAAUACCCGGAGCCUGUAAUUUCAAAGCCCAUUGAGAACCCCAAUGCAGUGCUACAGCGUAUCUGCUCCGGUCAGGUGCUAUGCAAAAAACGGCCAAUUGUCGGGCGUGCCAAGGAGCACCAGAUCGUCCGUGACGUCUUGAAAGGCGAUGCAAAGGAAGGUGGAAGUCUCUUCAUCAUUGGUCCCCCAGGAACUGGCAAGAGUUCGUCAGUGAAUGAACUACUGAUACAACAGGGCUACGAAUCAGCAGAAACUACAACAUUGAAGCGGAAGCGAGCUGUGAAGAGCAACAAGAUCUCUGUAAAACUGAACUGCAGCACGUUCACAGACCCCGCAGUUUUGUUCGCCGCAGUGAUGCAACAGGUGAAAAAUGCAACAAGCUGGAAAGUGCCCGAACGACUGGAUCCAUUGGAGAUGAACAGGUUCAUAGCGAUGCAACAUGACGGAUCGAAAGCGAAGAAAUACUCGAUUGUUGUCGUGCUGGACGAAGUGGAUCAGCUGCUGCGUCUUCCCGUGCGAAUGCAGCCGACAGUCAAGGAAGUGCUCCAUUUUUUCGUGCAAUGGGCUGCUGCAUCACCUCAUAACGUCAAGUUCUUGGGCAUCAUGAACGGUGUCGACAUGUACGAGCAAGUCUCGCGUGUUCAUGUGACUAGUGAGAAUUCUACCGACUCGCACGUCCCUCGAGUUGUUUUCGGCUCCUACACGCACCAAGAUCUAUUGCUGAUCAUGCAGAGCUACCCCCGUGCACUUGAACUUGUCGCCAGAAAAGUGGCAGCUCGUGACGGUGACGCUCGUCUUGCCAUCAGUUUACUCCAGCAAUCAGCUCGUCAUGCGCUUCAACGCUCUAGCAACAUCGAGAAGGCGCCAAUUGUAGCGAAGGUCAUGAUGCGUGACGUGUUCCAGUGCGUGACGUCGAUGUUGUCGUCUCCGAUUGUCCAGCAAAUCAAGCAGCUACCAAGACAAGCCAAAGUGCUACUCUACGUGAUCACAGCGCUCGCCCCUGGUAGCACUGACAACAGCGGCGUCAAGACAUUGCAGCAGUGCGAUAUGAACCAGGUCAGCGAAGAACUCGGACGUCUACGUAGCCAGCCUCAAACUACCUGGAUCCCUCGCUUGUCGCGCGAAGAACUGCAGACACAUCUGAUGUCACUCGACUGCUACGCACUCGUGAAACAAGGAGGCAACAAGAACGGCAACAAAGCCUCUCGUCCCGCUGCAGCCAUGUCCGUUCGCACAUUUUGGACGACAAAGCUCUCGUCGUGCGUGGCAAAGUCUGAAGUCUCCCGAGCUCUACAAGACGACACGUCGCUCUCCCAACUACUAUUCUAA
Phytophthora infestans T30-4 is the source of this 1684-nucleotide messenger RNA. RefSeq lists its product as uncharacterized. Gene Ontology annotation, molecular function: DNA replication origin binding; ATP hydrolysis activity. Gene Ontology annotation, cellular component: nucleus. Gene Ontology annotation, biological process: mitotic DNA replication checkpoint signaling. The transcript has 2 exons. Bases 80 to 1684 code for a protein of 534 amino acids. The record is from RefSeq and is a predicted model, not a curated record. NCBI's taxonomy places the organism in Eukaryota, Oomycota, Peronosporomycetes, Peronosporales, Peronosporaceae.